Messenger RNA from Hemibagrus wyckioides, 1589 nucleotides. It is a transcript of the gene tomm40l, whose product is annotated as translocase of outer mitochondrial membrane 40 homolog, like. The transcript is spliced from 10 exons. Gene Ontology annotation, molecular function: transmembrane protein transporter activity. Lineage: Eukaryota; Metazoa; Chordata; Actinopteri; Siluriformes; Bagridae. The record is from RefSeq and is a predicted model, not a curated record. Bases 42 to 1163 code for a protein of 373 amino acids. Gene Ontology annotation, cellular component: mitochondrial outer membrane translocase complex; mitochondrial outer membrane. Gene Ontology annotation, biological process: protein import into mitochondrial matrix.
AAUAUGGCGGACUUAUACUCUCCCCAUAGCGGCUUUCGCUGAUGUUCCUGCUGUCCAAUCACAGAGCGCGAUGUCCAAAAGUAGGCGGAGCAAUCUCGGCACGCGUUAGCGGUGUACUUCCGGUUGAGAACUCGUCCUCUGUGAGAAGCGCAACCAUGGGUAAUGUGUUGGCUGCCAGUUCUCCCAGUCCACCUCCACCAGUGCAAGCUGGGCCGGGGUUGGUUUCUGUCCCUGCUGGUUUCACCAUGCCGGCCGUGUCCCCAGUCUCUCCGGCUUCCUCUGGGAAAGAGGAGAGCGAGCCAGCGCUGCCCAACCCUGGAGCUUUUGAGGAGUUCCAUCGAAAAUGCAAAGAGGUGUUUCCCAUGCAGAUGGAAGGCGUCCGGCUAACGGUCAACAAGGGCGUCAGCAGCUUUUUCCAGGUCAAUCACACCAUCAUGCUGAGCACCAUGGGAGACUCCAGUUAUAGAUUUGGCGCUACAUAUGUAGGAACCAAGCAGACCGGACCUGCAGAGGCAUUUCCAGUUCUCGUGGGCGACAUGGACAACACGGGCAGCCUCAACGCACAGAUUAUUCACCAGAUAAGCAGCAGAGUGCGCUCCAAACUGGCCUUCCAGACGCAGCAGCAAAAGUUCGUCAACUGGCAAGGAGACGCCGAGUUUAAAGGAGAAGACUUCACAGCUACAGUAACUGUAGGAAACCCAGACAUGGUGAUGGGAUCAGGUAUUGUUGUAGCUCACUAUCUCCAGUCCAUCACUCCGUCCUUGGCACUGGGAGGAGAGCUGGUGUACCACCGCCGGCCUGGUGAAGAGGGAGCAGUGAUGUCUCUGGCAGGGAGAUAUACAGGUUCGAAUUUUAUUGCCACACUGACCCUCGGAGGAGCUGGUGCCCAUGCGUCAUAUUAUCACAAAGCCAACGAUCAGCUGCAGAUUGGUGUGGAGUUUGAAGCCAGCACUCGUAUGCAGGAAACAAACGUAUUGUUUGGUUACCAGCUAGACAUCCCAAAGGCCAACCUGCUCUUUAAAGGUUCUAUAGACAGUAACUGGGUCGUAGGAGCAACGCUGGAAAAGAAACUGCUGCCUCUUCCACUGUCUCUGGCACUUUGUUCUUUCCUCAACCAUCGUAAAAACAAGUUCCAGUGUGGGUUCGGCGUGACCAUCGGAUAAGUUGGCUGUUCAGAGUUGACGUGAACAGGGGCUGAAACUCUCACACUGCUGUUUUAGGAAUCAGCCACAUGUGGACACUCAUACAAAGUGCACCAUCAAUUUAUCUUUAUUUUUUUUAUAUAUAUAUAUGUAUAUGAAUGUGUCUCAGUCACUGUUUCUAUAUAAAGAAGAAUCCGGGAAGUAACUGCAGUAGUAUAUAUUUGACCAUUUUCCUGCAACGUCCAUUUCAUAAAUUAUUUUGCAAAGAAAAUGUAAAUCAGCUGAUUCCUGAAUGAAGAAAUGUUGAGUGGACGGUCUGAAAGGACAGUCUGCUAAUCAGUUCUUGGUUAUUUUAGGUAUGAUUGUAAUCUUGUUUGUUGUUUUUUUGUUAACUCUCUCUCUCUCUAUUAUAUUUUGAUCUAAAUUAAACAUUUAUUUCUUUUGUUA